Effrenium voratum is the source of this 495-nucleotide messenger RNA. Lineage: Eukaryota; Dinophyceae; Suessiales; Symbiodiniaceae. The record is from the annotation of a GenBank genome assembly.
AUGGAUGCUUCACAAGUGCGGCUGCCCGACAGCCUGCUGCAGGUGGAUGUUAGCGCGGACGACAUCCGACGGCUCAGCCAGGACUUCUCCACGAAUUGCCCCUACAACUUUGUUCACCUCCCUUGGUCUACGCUGGCCAUCGUGAACUUCCUGGACGAGGAGGCCUGUGCGGCGUGCUGGCUUCGGACCAAAAAGCUCAUGGUGACGGGAAAGAUGAAGGGCGUACGACGGGCCACCCACCACGGCCUGGAGAGCAAUUUGGUGGACUACCUCUCGCGAGCCAAAGGCAGCGAUCGAAUCGCCAAGACGCGGCCUUUGGUCUUUGACCGGGGGAUCUGGAUCUCCUUGGCUCAGGCGUGCCACAUGCUUGGGCCAGACUUGUGCACCCCACCCAACUUCCGCCAGAUUCACUUAGACCUUCACUCAAUGUCUCAGACGGAGGCCUGGCACUACCUCGAGCAGAUGACGGGCACGCAGAUCCUGAUCGACCUUUGA